Ectocarpus sp. CCAP 1310/34 is the source of this 2436-nucleotide messenger RNA. The record is from the annotation of a GenBank genome assembly. Lineage: Eukaryota; Phaeophyceae; Ectocarpales; Ectocarpaceae.
UGCUGUUUUGAAACUUCAACGAGACCCACGAGGCGUCCCGUUACGACGAGAAUGUCCAAGUUGGCACUUUUGCAGAAUAGACCUGCUUGCCACGCCACAAAUGGUGCUCCGCAUGAGCAAAAAAAACACCACACAGUCUCUACCUUCCCCCGCCCGCCCCCACUUUCUGUCUCCGUUGCACUCUGUCUCCUUGAAGGGUUGUUUUCGUCGAGCACCUCCAACCGAGCACACCGUGUUAAUCUAUUCUGUCAACGCCCACGUCGUUCCACGGUAGUAACCGGCGGCGAAAAUCCCGUGUACCAUAGCCACCGUGGGAGCGACCCCCCCCCACACACACACACACACACGCCACCUCCCUCUCUCGUGACGGUUUCCAGAAAGGUACCCCCACCAAACGUGGCGAAUCCGAUACCUGGGGUAGGCGUUUCGCAGAGCGGUGGCGGUGGCAGCGGCAGCGGCGGUCGGGGGUGCGGGGCCACCCCCCUCGGGACAGGUGUUGGCUCAAUUGAGGACGACUGUGCGCCCGGCUGCCGUUGUUGUUUGUGUGGCCACUUGCCCCCAAGUUCGCGGUAGGGAAAACUUUCCCCUCUUGCCUGGGUGCACGCCGGGGAUUGGCAUCGUGCGUCCCAUAUAAGCGUGUGCACGUAUGUGCGGGCAAGGAUCACGAGCAAGGUGGACGUGACCUGCCUCAACUUCUUCCUCAGGGAGCUCAACGCGGUAUACAGCUUAGUCCCGUAGAGUAACUGCACGUCCAAACCUAUCACAUUGUUGACCAAUCGGAUCUGAGUGUUUACGUCUCGCUCAGUGCCUCCUACGGCAUCAGCAGUUGUCGACGUCAUCAUCAUCAUCCCCACGACGGCCACCACCAUCACAAUCGUCGACGUCGUGAAAACUCGACACCGGAACUCACCUGGCUUCGCCGAAUCCUGUGCGUUGUGUCACAUUUGUCGAGUUUUUGCAAGGAGGCUUUGUUCUACUGGCGACGGCGCAAAACUUGCUAUUUGGUUGUUUCGAUGGUGCUUAUUUUGUUUUGUUCGCCAUCUCCUUCCUUCCCAGUUCGUCCCGCUGACGACGCGAGGCAUCUUGAGGGACGCUCUUAACCCUAUGCCGGCGGCCCUGACGGAACGAUUAUUCCACGGAGACGAGGAGUAUAGAAGACAGGUGACACGUGCUUCUGACAGAGGAGUGCUCUCUGCCUGCACCAUGCGCAAAGCAGAUGGAGCAAAAGGCGUCCGAAAGAACCAUGGAGCACUCAAAGUUAUGAGGAAAGCUGCGGUGGUAUCUCACAACCCUCCCCUCCCCCAGGUGGUAGGAUACCUGCGCAACGUGCUGGAGGCCCUGACCAACUCCUUCGACUUCGUCAGCUCCGAGACGAUGAGCGCCUACAUGGUGACGGCCUACUGCCACGAUCUCAUGGGAAACGCGGCGGCUAUAGGCAGAUUCUUGGGGGUUGGAUGUGGAUCAAGCCCAGACGACAUGAUCGGCAAGUUUGCUGAGCAGCUGGAGUAUACGCCAAGUAGAUGGAGGGAAGGGGUGGUUGUGAACUUGUUUAAGAAAGGAGACAAGACUGACCCAGGAAACAACAGGGGGAUCACACUGUUGAAUACAGUAGGAAAAGUGUUCUGUAAGCUGCUGAACGAUAGGAUAGUGGGAGUAUUGGAGAAGGAACAUAGCAUUAGUGAGGGCCAGGCAGGUUUCCGAAAGGAGAGGGGGUGCGUAGACCACGUGUUCACGGUAGGGAGAAUCAUCCAAGGUAGAAAGAGGGCGGGAAAGCCGACGUACACGUCAACAACUCAGGUCGCACUCGCCGAUUAUGUCGGCAACUACAUGGAGUUCGCGGAGGCGGUGGCGACGCAACUCCCGCAGGUGACGGUGGACCACGAGCUGGUGUUUCAGUUCUACCGCGUGUGCUCGGAGGUGCACAACUGCACCCUGUCGGCUACACCCAAGCUCCUCCAGCACGCGGGCGCGGCGGCUCCUUGCUACCAGGCGCGCUCUCUGGAAAGUGUCCGAUUCAUGGUGCUCAACGUGCUGACAUACGCCUUGUACGACCUGGCCCAUCUUGCCGCGGAGGAACUCACCAACACCAUUUCCAAGGCGCAGGCGAGUACGAUGGCCUUUGCGGUGAUGGCGGAGUUGAACUCCCUCUUGCCGAUCCUGACACGUGCUGACGGCAUGAGCCGGGACAACUCGUCCUCGUUCGGAACUCUCGGCGUCGUGCUCGUUAAGGGGGUACUGGCCUACAUCUUGCUACGUUUGGGUAGGAGCCAAGACGGGCUGGAGGUAUUGGAGCCGGUGGUGGGCAUCCUGGCGGAAAACCCGGGGCUCCUGCGGCAGGUCAUGUGCUGGCAUUUGUCGCACUGCAUUCUGCUUGCGCUUACGAAGCUCGAAUCGCUAUGGGCCGCUCUUGAAGCCUCCCAUCGGACUAUGCCUGUG